Messenger RNA from Carassius carassius (crucian carp), 1789 nucleotides. Its product is annotated as major histocompatibility complex class I-related gene protein-like. The record is from RefSeq and is a predicted model, not a curated record. Bases 589 to 1722 code for a protein of 377 amino acids. Gene Ontology annotation, cellular component: external side of plasma membrane. The transcript is spliced from 6 exons. Gene Ontology annotation, biological process: immune response. NCBI's taxonomy places the organism in Eukaryota, Metazoa, Chordata, Actinopteri, Cypriniformes, Cyprinidae.
AAUACAGGAAUGCAAAUGCUUGUAAAUAAGUUGAUUGCAUAUAUUAGGUCUGUUUUCUCUUUCAGGUUAAGUACGACAGUAAUAUAUAUAUAUAUAUAUAAUAGUUUAAAUUUACACCAUUUCUUACCAUUCCUAGAUCCGUUCAGCUGACUGUAGAAAAUGUCAAUUUCUUGUGUUUCAUGUUGACUAUAGUUUAAAUCAUCUUUCACAGAGCUGUGGCACAUAGACACCCCUUGAAAGCAAGUCUGUUCUUUAAUUUACAUUAAAAUGUGCAUACAGUAGAUUCAGUCAUUUACAUUGAGCAGUUCUCAGGCUUGUCUCAUUUAGCCUUUUAGAUAGCUCUGCCUGCAUGAGACAAUUUCAGUGAAGCUUCACCAAAACAAUAACCUGCUUUUCAACUCAGUUAACACGGCAUUAUCAGAUUAAAAACAUUUUGUGAUCUUCUCUGUUCAACACACGGAAGUAGCUGAAAGCUUUGCUGACAGAGAAAUGCUAGCCAGUUUUUCCUGACGUUUUCGGGUGUUGGAAAUGCUACAGAGUUUAAGCAGCGCUCUUCGAUGACUGCAUAAAGAAUUGUGUGUCAAAUUAAUGGAUUUUCAUCUAAAAAUCAUCAUUUUCUUCAUCUGCAUACCUUUGGUUCAUUCAGCGUCUCACACGCUCAUCACUACAUACACCGGAGUAAAUAGACAGACGGUUGCAGAAACUCCAGAGUUUUCUGCUGUAACUAUUCUGGAUGGACAGCAGAUUGAUUAUUAUGACAGUGAGAUAAAGAAACUGAUUCCAAAACGGGACUGGAUGAAGGAGUUUGCAUCUACAGACCAGUGGAAAGAAGACACUGAGAUUAGAAAAUCUGUGCAGCAGAUCUACAAAAACAAUAUUCAUGUACUAAUGCAACGAUUCAAUCAGUCGCAUGGUAUUCACACGUAUCAGAGGAUGUAUGGAUGUGAUUGGGAUGAUGAGACUGAAGUCUCACGUGGAUUUGAUCAGCACGGUUAUGAUGGAGAAGAUUUUAUCUCACUGGACCUGAAGGAGUUCAGAUACAUCUCACCUGUAGCACAGGGAAUAUCCACAGUGAUGAAGUGGAGCACUGACAGAGAACGAUUUGAAUUACUGAAACAAUACUAUGAACAAGAUUGCGUUUACUGGCUUAAAGAGUUCUUGAGUUCAAGCAAAGUGGAUUUAGAGAGAAGAGCUCCUGAAGUGUCUCUGUUACAUAAGGACCCCUUCUCUCCAGUAGUGUGUCAUGCCACAAGUUUCUACCCAUCAGCAGUGAAUAUCACCUGGUUAAGAAAUGGAGAAGAUCACGAUGAGGAUGUGGAGCUUGGAGAGUUACUACCAAAUGAAGAUGGGACCUUCCAGAAGACUGUUUCCCUCCGUGUUACUCCAGAUGAAUGGGAGAAGCACCAGUAUGUUUGUGAGAUGGAGCACGAGACAGGGACUAUACGGAGGAAUCUGACUGAGGACGAGAUCAAGAGUAACUACGGACCUACAAAAAAAUACUUCACAAUACUUGUUGGUUUGACAGACGUGUUCACUGUCAUCCUCGUAGUCCUCAUAGUCCUGGUUAUUGGUACUGCAUUGAUUGUUUGGAAAAUAAAACGGAGUGGGUUAAUAACAAUUUCAGACAGUAAUGAUAGUGAUGAGUCUUUAAAGGGUUUCCUCCAAUCAAGUCUCCCAGAUUUUGGUGAGGUUGUCAGUCUUCAGGAUGUGGAGAUCAGAUGAUUUCCAGCAUGCAUUUGUGACCAAAACAUGUUAAAUUAAUAAAAGAUACAUGAGUUUGGACGUCAUG